AUGGCCUCCAAUGUCAAUCUCACCAGUGAUAUUGAUUUUAUAGAAACUCCCAAGGCUGAGCCCUCCAAGUUUGCAACAACUGAGGAUUGUGGGAUCCCCACCACAAACUCACCAGCUAUCCACAAUGCCCCGCUGCCCGCAGAAGGAGCUGGCAACGAGAGCUUCUCCAACCGCUUGCUGUUCGGUGCCCUGGUGGGAGUCCCUACACUCCUUGCAUGGGGAGUGGGCGGUGGUUUCAAGACCACUGUCUUCUUUGGUAUCAUCACCCUUGUGCCAGUCCUGAUUGCUUUCUGGGCUUGGAAAUCGCACUCGAGCCCCCGCACGAACGAGAAGGCCAAGCUGCCCGGUCGGCCCGUUGAGCACUACAUCACAUUCAAGAACGAGGCGGAUCGCGCCAAAUGGCACGGAAAGAACCGCAUCCCGAUGCAGACUUUCUGUGAAAUGUACCUCGACGGCACCGUUGACUUCAAUGGUGACUGUCUCGACGUGAUGGAAUACCGACACGACUGGGCUCACUUUGGCUUCACCUGGGAUCUCUUCAAGUUCAUCUUCUUGACUUUUGCUAGAGAUGUUCUGUUCCACACCAAGGAUCAGGAUGAGGAACAGAUCCGCCCGAACUACGACCGCGGCAACGAUCACUACGCCUGGUUCCUCGGCCCCCGCAUGAUCUACACUUCCGGUGUCAUUUCUGACAUCGAGCGAGAGGAAACCCUCGAAGAGAUGCAGGAUAACAAGAUGGCCAUUGUCUGCGAGAAGCUCGCCCUCAAGGAAGGCGAGACCAUGUUGGAUAUUGGUUGUGGAUGGGGAACUCUGGCCAGAUUCGCCAGUCUCAACUACGGAGCAAACGUCACCGGUCUCACUAUCGCGAAGCACCAGACAGCUUGGGGAAAUGAUGCACUCCGAAAUGCUGGUGUCCCAGAGUCCCAGAGCCGUAUCCUGUGUAUGGACUACCGCGAUAUCCCUCGUACCAAGUACAACAAGAUCACGCAACUGGAAAUGGGCGAACACGUUGGUAUCAAGAAAUUGACUGGCUUCUUCCGUCAGUGCUAUGACAUGCUCGAGGAUGACGGUUCCAUGUAUGUCCAGCUCUCCGGUCUCCGACAGGCAUGGCAAUACGAGGACUUCAUCUGGGGACUUUACCUGAACAAGUACAUCUUCCGUGGGGCGGAUGCCUCUACUCCUCUUUGGAACUACGUGAGAUCCUUGGAACGGGCCGGCUUCGAAAUCAAGGGUGUCGAUACCGUCGGAGUCCACUACUCUGGAACUCUCUGGAGAUGGUACCGUAACUGGCUUGGCAACCUCGACGCAAUCAACGCCAAGUAUGGCCAGAGGUGGUACCGCAUUUGGGAGCUUUUCCUUGCCUGGUCUGUCAUCGCCUCCCGCCAAGGCAGUGCAACAUGUUUCCAGAUUCUUGUUGUCAAGAACUUGAACGCGACCCACCGUGUCGAUGGGAUUGCUUCUCAGUUUGGACUUUCCGCCGCCCUUGAGGCGAGCAAGAAAGCAGGAAAGUCCAAGCUGCAAGCCGCAUGA
Penicillium olsonii is the source of this 1530-nucleotide messenger RNA. The record is from the annotation of a GenBank genome assembly. NCBI's taxonomy places the organism in Eukaryota, Fungi, Ascomycota, Eurotiomycetes, Eurotiales, Aspergillaceae.